AUGACGUCCUCCGUGGUUCUGUCUGCAACGCGGGAAGAAGGAAUAGUAGUGUCCUUCAAGUCGAAAGCAGAAAUCAGCAGGCUGGGAGGUCGGUUGAGCGAGGUGGUGGGUCCCGUCGUGGAGGAGGCCAUUGAGCCAGGGGAUGCGACCCCGCUGACGGGACCCCCGAGGGAGUCCUCGGUUCCUCGAGUACCCCCGCCACCGCCGCGACGUGUCACUACACCGAGUCCGCCAAGACCACCGCCCGCCACGUCCCAUAAUCCGGGACAUCAGUCCCACAAUCCCGGGCAUCGUAACUCGAACCACUCGCCCCAUAACCCGGGCAAUCCCGGUCAUAACCCCGGUCAUAACCCAGGUCACAACCCAGGUCACAACCCAGGUCAUAACCCAGGCCACAACUCAGGUCACAAUCCAGGCCACAACCCGGGCCACAAUCCGGGGCACAAUCCGGGGCACAACCCGGGACACAACCCGGGACACAACCCCGGUCACAAUCCUGGUCACAAUCCCGGAAAUCCGGGAAAUCACCAGAACCCCGGCGGCCAGCCGACUCAAAAUCCCGGCAAUCCAAAUAGUCCGGGACGGGAGAACCGGACGGGAACAACCCCAACAGCAGCAGCAGCAGCAGCAGCAACAGCAACAACAGCAACAAGCUCAACUGCAACAUCCGCAUCUGGAACAGCGUAG
Pseudomyrmex gracilis is the source of this 687-nucleotide messenger RNA. RefSeq names its product circumsporozoite protein-like. Bases 1 to 687 code for a protein of 228 amino acids. The transcript is spliced from 3 exons. Lineage: Eukaryota; Metazoa; Arthropoda; Insecta; Hymenoptera; Formicidae. The record is from RefSeq and is a predicted model, not a curated record.